AUGACUGUCCCCGAACCCCAAGUCACCCUCGAGGGUGAUUGCUCCACCAUCCAUAGCAACACCCUCUACGUCUUCUCCCAUGGCGACUUUCUAUCAAUAUCGCUCCAAGAGAACCAAACCUGGCACGAAUUGCCAAAAGGAACACCGGUCACUGGCGCUGCCUGUGUAAAGAGUGACGAAGCAUUUUAUGUGGUCGGCGGGACCGGCCCUGCUGGCUACAAUGGCCUGCAAGAGUUUACAUUCAAGACCCAGAAAUGGCAAAACUUGACCCUGGAUGCGGACUCGCAGGUGAUGGUGAACCGAACGGGCCACGGUGCCGCGUACAUUUCCUCCUUGUCCCAGAUUCUGGUCUAUGCUGGUAUGACAGAUGGCAGCACUACCGAAUCCGGGUCAACCUUACUCAUUCAAGCAAAUGCACCAUACAACAUCAGUUCUGGUGUUCCCCAGGGCGCUCCGGCUUUAUAUCAACCCAUUCUUUUGCCCUGGAGUGAAUCUGAGAUUGCCAUGAUUGGUGGCUCUGUUACCAACACGGCUGUCCAUAUCUUUGAACCUGGUAAUGGCUGGAGUCUCUCGGAAGCGACUCUUCCUUCCGCAAUUCCAACUAACUCUCAAUGUACCAUUGUGUCAGACUCUGACAAGAACAUUGUACUCCAGGAGUUCACCAUGAACACUUCACCCAACAGUGUUUCUAGCUAUCUACUCAGCUCCAAGGGAAAGCUACAGAGCCCCGCCACCACCAUUGGCAAGAGGAGUCUUACGGAUUCAUCUUACAAUGCUACAUUAGCCCCAUCCAACAGCUGGACCAACUUUGCCCUCGCGCAGGGGGAUAACAUGGUUGUGCUCUCUCAUGGUGGAGGUCAUGACUCAUUAGCGAUUUUCAACCAGACCUCCAAUAGCUGGGCGAAUGCCACAGAGCUCUUCUACGGAAGCGGAGAUCAGAAUGUUCUCAAGCCAUCAACUACAUCAUCAAUGACAUCGGCUUCCCCAACUGCCACUUCAACUACUUCAGCUUCGACCUCAGCUUCCGCAACGGCCACUCCUACAUCCACAUCUUCCGCAGCUGCCGGUGGUGGCUUGAGUGACCACGCCAAGACUAUUCUCGGCGCAACUCUGGGAAGCGUCCUCGGUUUCGGCCUCAUCCUGCUACUCCUUCUCUUCUUUAUCCGACGCGAAAAGCAAAAGAAACAGCUGCAGUCUGGCAAGGGUGGUGGCGAUAGCAAGGACCGACUCAGCUUCCAGGACCAGGGCAUAGAACCCCUAACUGAAGGCGCCUACCCCAUGGCGAGGUCUCCUGUUCCAGUUGCCGCCGCUUCGACAGAUUCGUUGGCAAUUGUGACUGGACAGUACAACGGAGAGAAAUCUCUCAAGCCACCUAAUGUGAUGGGCUACGGACUAUCCGCUCCUCGUCAGAGCAGCCCGCUCUCCACAAUUCCCUCCAGCGGGGCUAUGGGCGCGUCAAGCAUCUAUACCGAUGAAACAGAAGGAGGCCCAGACUCCAGCAGAAGCAACCAGGCUGGGGAUCGUACCACAGACGAGGGAUGGGGCAAGUACUUCGAAGACAACAACACCACCAACCUAGGCGGAAUGCCAUCUGAUCGCUCGACCAUGAGUUCUAUCUACACGAAGUCAGACUACCGUGGAAGCGCUUGGCCAAUGUCUAAUCUGACACCCUUGAACAUGGGAUUCUUGGACCAACCCAAACCUUUGGGUCGUGUCAUGAGCGCCAGCCCAACCACAGAAUCCGCCUCCGAACAGGGCGGCCGAAGCCUGGUCAUCCCAGAGAGCCAAUCCGCCCGAAUUUCCACAGCAAGCUCCAUCAGCAUGGUCUCGGAAAGUGACCGCGACGAGAACUGGCAAGGUGCCGGCCACUCUAGCUGGCUGGGCCGACCCAGCAGCAGCAACUACAGCAACAGCUUCUACAACUCGAGCACGCGCGAUUUGCCGGGCACAUCAUCAUACACAGGCCUCGUUGACAAGGCUAGGAAUUCAAACGUACGGAGAUCCAGUGCCAUAAUCCCAGAGGACAUCGACGAGCUGCCAAUGCAAGGGCGGACCAACAACAACGUCAAUUCAGAUAUGAGCUGGCUCAAUAUCCACGCUGAUCGUUGA
Molecule: messenger RNA, 2109 nt
Organism: Penicillium nucicola
Lineage: Eukaryota; Fungi; Ascomycota; Eurotiomycetes; Eurotiales; Aspergillaceae
Exons: 1
Coding region: 1-2109 (702 amino acids)
Molecular function (GO): protein binding
Source: RefSeq, a predicted model, not a curated record